Messenger RNA from Hippocampus comes (tiger tail seahorse), 3076 nucleotides. Its product is annotated as E3 SUMO-protein ligase CBX4-like. Gene Ontology annotation, biological process: negative regulation of transcription by RNA polymerase II; protein sumoylation. The transcript has 5 exons. Bases 307 to 1989 code for a protein of 560 amino acids. The record is from RefSeq and is a predicted model, not a curated record. NCBI's taxonomy places the organism in Eukaryota, Metazoa, Chordata, Actinopteri, Syngnathiformes, Syngnathidae. Gene Ontology annotation, molecular function: SUMO ligase activity; SUMO binding. Gene Ontology annotation, cellular component: PRC1 complex.
AUUGUUAAAUAUUGGCUCGUCUUUCUAGCGCUCCCUCGUUAUUCCAACCGUCCAUGAAAUCAGCAUCCAAGAUACACCGCCCCCUUGUGCCCGCCCAUCUUUCAACGUCACAGAAACGGCUAUUUGCAUCUCGUGCUUUCUGGCAGCAGCUUGAAGCCUUACACUGCCGCUGAGUGUCCGAGGGGAAAGCGAGGGAAGCGAAGGAGUGUUCUUGUGCUUUUUCAUUCGAAGGAUAUAAGGUGUCGCAAGUCGAAAGAAAGGAAAACGGAAAAAAAAAAUCACGAAACGCUGCACUUGAAUGUGAAAAUGGAGCUUCCCGCCGCGGGAGAGCACGUCUUUGCAGUGGAGAGCAUCGAGAAGAAGCGUAGCCGGAAGGGAAGGGUUGAGUAUCUGGUCAAGUGGCGUGGAUGGUCCCCAAAGUACAAUACAUGGGAACCGGAAGAAAACAUUCUGGACCCAAGGCUACUUGAUGCUUUUGAAGACAGGGAACGUCAAGAGCAGCUGAUGGGUUAUCGCAAGAGAGGACCAAAGCCCAAGCACCUUCUGGUUCAGGUCCCUUCUUUUGCUCGGAGAUCCAGUAUACUCGCCGGCCGUCAUGAGUCUUCCCUGCAAGGAGACAGCUGUCACGACACCAAUUCCGUUCCAAUGCUGCGUCCCCAGAGCCAGCAGUACCAGCUGAACGGCAAGAAACAUCAUCAGUUCCAGCCCAUGAGCCGAGAAUGUGAGACUGAGCAGCAUGCCAACGGCACCAAGUUCUACUAUCAGCUCAACACCAAGAAGCACCACCACUACCAGCCGGGCCUCCAGAUGCAUGAGUCUGUGUUUGCGAAGCCAAGAGAGGUCAACGCGAGAGAGCUGCCCAUCAAGGGAUACAAUCUCCCCCCUGUGCUGCAGCAAAAAUGGUUCCGGGACAAGACUUCAGGCGUCCUGACCAAAGUAAAGGACAUCACCAUGGAGCUGAAAAAGCUCCCAGCCGACCUCAAUGGCCACAAAGAACAAGAGGAGGCAAAGCCUAAAGACCCUGCCUCAGUACAGCACAACGGCGUCAGUGGCAGUAAACUCAAAAUUGUGAAAAACAAAAACAAGAACGGACGGAUUGUUAUUGUCAUGAGCAAAUACAUGGAAAAUGGAAUGGAGGACGCAAAGGUUACAAAUGCUGAAUCCCAGUCGGCGGAGGCGUUUUCACAAGGAGCAGACAACGCAGAAAGGCACCUCGAGAAGAUGAAGCUGGUCAAACAUCUCGGUCUCGUUAAUGGAUUUGCAAAGAAACCCAAAGCCGACUCGGGAUUCACGGGAGAUUCAACCAAAGAAAGCGAACAGCCCGCCCACACCAAACUUGCUGUGACAGAACAGGAUCAACAUUUUGAGGUCAGGGGUCAGUGUCUGCUUCCAGCCCAUCAGCCUUUACAAUUGACACCCAAGUCUAAUCUGGUCUCUUCGCCUCUGGACACCGGAGUUCCCGUGUUCACUGAUAAAAACACAACUCAAGAUGAAUUUCAAGGAUUAAAGCGACACCAUACUGACACUGACAAUGAGGAGCAUGGAAGUAACAAGAGGUUGUUCAUCUCCCACCACACACUCUCCUCGCCCACCCAAAGCAUUAGCACGGACCAAAAUGACCUCCGGGGUCCCUUUUCAUUGCAGCACUGUGACUAUGCUGAUCAUGAUCAAGAGGAGCCUAUUGACUUGAGCGUUGUUAAGUCCAGGCCUCAAGUCGCUGCUUCCGCUGGGAGCCAGCCAGAACGACACACACAGGAUGGAACACAGACAGACUCGCAAGUGAAAGAGCAAACUGAAAGUCAGCCCCAGGCUGAAACUGAAAACAUUGCGAUUGUGGACACAGUUGAUUCGCCGACUGUUGGUCACCAGGAAACGGGAAAAGUGGAGACAGCGUUUCCAUCUUUCCAGCCGUUCCUCGGGAAUAUAGUCAUCACGGACAUUACGACAAACUGCCUCACAGUUACCUUCAAGGAGUACGUUACAGUGUAACUGUAUAAAAGUACAGGAGACGUAUUUGUAUUUUCAGAGGCUAGAAUGUGCAAACAGAACCGGUUCCUAUAUAAUUUUGUAUAGCUCAGAAGGAAAAAGCAUUUGAAUUCUUUGCUCAAUUUGCUUAUUUCCUGCAUGACAUGUCAUAUGUUGUGACUUUGUCACAUGUAAUUUCAAAAUUAGUUCAGAAAUUUAAAAGACUUAGAACUAACUGAAAAUGCACUUACAUUCUUAUUAAUGUUUUUUUUGUGCUACAGUCUACAUUCAAACUCUUGUAAAGAAUAUAGGAUUUAUAGAAAUGUUUGUAUGGAAGAAAAUUAUAUUGAAACAUGGUAAAAACAGUGUGUGUGUGUGUGUGUGUGUGUGUGUGUGUGUGUGUGUGUGUGUGUGUGUGUGUGUGUGUGUGUGAGAGAGAGGGAGAGCAAAAAGUGUGUACAGAGACAGAUACAAGCUGUGUGGAUACUUGUUUAAAAUUAAUAAGGAAAGCACCUUUGUCAAUAAAUGUCAACUGUAUUUUUGAGAAGCUGAAAGUGUUAAAUGAAACUUUAUUAAUGUUGCUUAUGUUUUUAUUUGUCCCUGCUUCUGUUGUCUGAUAGUGUGCCUCGGACACUGGUUAAGUCAGUGCAAGCAUUUAUUUAAUUUAUGUUUUGCAGCACUGCAGUGGGAAUUCUUCAUGUGAAUGAUAUCGCAAUCACAAAUAUGUGCUAGUCGAACUGUGUAGUCUAUCCGAUUCGUACCACCAGCUGGGUAGGCUAUCAUUUGACUCUCCACUCUCUGUGUGGCCCACACAUCUGCGCAGCGGCUUUAGCAUGUGUUUCGUAAGCACAUAUCAAACCCUGAUCGAAUAACUUUGAGAACACACAGUGUAAUAACAAAGGAUGAUACCAGCAUUUACAGAGAAGGUCCUCUUGUGUCUUAAAUCCUGUGCUCUAUGCCUCUCACUUUAUAGGGCAUGUUUUCACAAGAAUAACCAUUCCAGCACAUGUGAUUUGUAAAGUGUGCAGUGAUGCACUUUCAUGUUUUGUGGGCAGACUAAGUGAAUGCUUCCUUUACAGUUUUGCAAUAAUAAAAUUAUUUGCAAGUUCAA